Molecule: messenger RNA, 735 nt
Organism: Corticium candelabrum
Lineage: Eukaryota; Metazoa; Porifera; Homoscleromorpha; Homosclerophorida; Plakinidae
Product: putative ATP-dependent DNA helicase Q1
Exons: 1
Coding region: 1-735 (244 amino acids)
Biological process (GO): double-strand break repair via homologous recombination
Cellular component (GO): chromosome; cytoplasm; nucleus
Molecular function (GO): 3'-5' DNA helicase activity; four-way junction helicase activity
Source: RefSeq, a predicted model, not a curated record
AUGGCUGUCACAGCAACUGCUACACGUUCUACAUAUGACUGCAUACUUCACUGUUUGUCAAUGAACGAUGUUGCAGUUAUUGCAUUGCCACCCAAUAGGAGUAACAUCCAGUACUCAGUGCAGACCAUGACGACAAUUGAGGACUUCAGUGCUACCAUGUCAAGCCAACUUAUGAAGGAAGGCACUGAUAUGGUGAAGACAGUGGUAUUUUGUCGGAAAUACCUUGACUGCACAAUGCUGUAUUUCAGUCUGAAGAGGAAGUUAGGCAAGUACCUGACACAACCAGUUGGGGCUCCAAACCUACAGGAGUUUCGUCUAGUUGACCUGUACACGAGUGCAUCAACAGUAGAAAUGAGGGAGAAAUUACUAACAACAUUUGCUAGGGCGGAAAGUACACUGAGGCUAUUGAUAGCAACAACAGCAUUUGGAAUGGGAGUGGACUGCAAAGACAUUUAUAGAGUUUUUCACUGGAGCCCUCCCAGAGAGAUUGAAGAAUAUGUACAGGAGACAGGGCGUGCCGGGCGUGAUGGGCAUAGGUCCCAAGCCAUCUUAAUAUAUGGCAACGUACACAAAACCGUUUCAUCAAGAAUGAAAGACUAUGGAGAGAAUAGUGUUUGCUGUCGCAGAGAAAUGCUUUUUUCUGACUUUAUGUUUAGUGUAGACAAGGACCCAGUUGCAGGAUGCCAGUGCUGUGAUGUUUGUGCAAUGGUUUGUAGACAUGAAGAGUGUUCUUAA